Petromyzon marinus (sea lamprey) is the source of this 4615-nucleotide messenger RNA. RefSeq names its product cysteinyl leukotriene receptor 1-like. Gene Ontology annotation, biological process: G protein-coupled receptor signaling pathway. The record is from RefSeq and is a predicted model, not a curated record. Gene Ontology annotation, cellular component: plasma membrane. Gene Ontology annotation, molecular function: G protein-coupled receptor activity. NCBI's taxonomy places the organism in Eukaryota, Metazoa, Chordata, Hyperoartia, Petromyzontiformes, Petromyzontidae.
UUCAUUCGUUGCACCAAAGCCCAUGAUAUGCAGACUGUGUAGGCCACCGUGUCUUGAGGAUUUGCUAUGUAUGUAUGUAUGACGUUGAACUUCUUUCGCACCGUAUGCUGUGCUUCUCGUUGUGGGAGUGUUGUAAGGAGAUUGGCUUUUUUUCUCAUAACACGACGAAGAAGACGGCCUUCAUGGUGACAGAUUCGGAAUGUCAUUUGGGAUUUUUAAAUAAUACCAUAAUAUAAAUAAAAACUAGUGGACGUUGCAAACGAACCGCUUGCGUUAAGCCAAAAAGGACAUGGUGCCACGCAUACUUGGGACUGAUUAAUAGUGGGAAGGAAACGUGUGGAGGUCGAUCUGGGUGGAAAAUGCAGAAACGACGAAUUUUCCACUUUCACUUCGCGCUGAGCUGAGCAAGAGUUGCUUUUUGAUCUGUCUGAGAAACAAAUUCACAAUUAACCUCUUACCUACAGGCUGCGAAGAAUGAUUUUCCCGUGAGAGACCAAGAAUUGCAAAGACCGCCGCCACACGAGACUCCAAAUCCAUCCGCGUUGUGAAAUGGAUCUGCAAACCGCUGACACAACUGCGCCCACCCUUCACUACGAGCCGAUUAGCUCCGUGCCACCCAGCCUGUGCCAGCUGCACGACUCCUUCAAACACGACGUCUAUACGGCGGUGUACACCGUCAUCGCCGUUUUGGGGCUGCCCGCACACUCGCUCGCCCUCUACGUGUUCACCCGCCACUACAAGAAAAACAACUCCUCCAGGAGCUACUGCAUCAACCUGGCUUGCGCCGACCUCCUCUACAUCCUCACGCUGCCGCUCCAAAUCGUCUACUAUUCGCGGAAUAGCGACUGGCCGUUCGGCGACGCCCUUUGUCGGCUCACGAUUUACACCUUCUACGUGAACCUCUACGGCAGCAUCUUCUUUCUGACGGCCAUCAGCGUCAACCGCUACCUGGCUGUGGCGCGCCCCAUGCAGCAGUGGAGAGGCCAUGGCAAAUGGACCAGGGUGGUGUGCGUCUCCAUAUGGGCCUUCACUGCGCUGUGCAGCCUUCCCAUUGUGCUCACGGGCACCUACGAGUCCGACGGCCGUGUGCGCUGCUUAGAGCCCGCGAGAGAGACCGCCAACAGAGGGAUCAUGAACAACGUUUCCUUCGCGAUUGGCUUCGUCGUCCCGCUGGUCGUCAUUGUUUUCUGCUACGCAGCGCUGCUCAAGCAUUUGAUGCAGGGCAGGGGAACCGGUGGUGCCCAACGAAGGAUGUGGAGGACCCAGAGAAGGAUCUGGGCCCUCAGCAUUACCGUGGUGUUUCUCUUCGUGGCUCUGUUCCUGCCAUAUCACGUCGUGCGUUCCAUCUCUUUGUAUGCUGGACUGCAGGCCGAGCUUCCCGACGCAGUGGCCUGUGAGAAGUAUAGAGCCUUGCAGCCGACUGUGGUCGCGACAGUCUGCAUGGCGACGGCCAAUGGCUGCUUCGAUCCCGUCAUUUACUUCUUCUGCAGCAAGCAUUUUCGUAGUUUCCUCUGCCGCGUGGUGUAUGUCCCCAUCUUCCAAGUAAAAAGCAAACGCGAGCAUUUGCAACACAACCCUGCUGUAUAUCUCAAUAGCCAGUUCUGCAACAGUGUUAUUCUGCCUCCGCCGCAAAAAUAUGUUACAGCAACCAUGCCAGACGUCUCUGCACAGGAUUUUGUGACCGUAGAAUCCAUGGAUAUCAAGACAUCCGAGGAUGUUUGAAGGAACUGCCUGCAACGCAAGAUGCAUUAUUAGGAUACAAUCGUGAGGGCCCAAUCCGAAGAAUGUUCAUUCGUGUCUAAAAUCUUUUAGUUUUGUCUCACAGCACCAUACGCAUGGGAUCCAUAUGCCCAUAUCUCAAUUGUAUCUGCUUACAAAUGUGGUUGACAACACUCCUUGUUCAUGUACCUUCUCUGCUGUCUCCUUUGAGUCAUCUUGGCCCCUAUUUUUCCCAACCACCAUGUAAUUUCAACACUGUCGCGUCUACAUUCCUGCAAUACCUUGCUCAAUCAACUUUUCCUUCACCAUCACUGAAACUAAAAUAAUAAUGUGCAGUCAUAUUUCAAAGCACUGUUGGAUUAUGGCCUCCCCACGCUGUUGCUAUGUGCGUCUAAUCUCAAUGCUCGGGUGGCUCUUUAACAUGCAUUACACUGAAAUGCAGACGAUAGCUAGGCCAUGGCUGGAUUUUGUAUGAUGGCAAAUGGCAUACGAAUGGCUGCAAUACAGCAACCUAGUAAACAUGCAACGCUGGGCCAACUUUGCCAUGUGGUUGAACCCGCUGAACCAACGAUGGCCCAGCGUUUGUCCAACGUUCCAUGUAUACAGCGAACGUUUUUCAAUAUUAUGAUACUGUCUUGUGAUUCUGCCUAUACCAGUGUGCUCCAUUGCAAGUUGCCAUCAUACAAAGUCCAGCCAUGUUCUUCAUUGCAAGGCCCACGGCCCACUGGUGGCCCCUGGUGGCCUUUAGUGGGGCCCCUAACGUGCGGUCCCCCCAACAACACACCGCUUGCAGUCGGUGUGGCAGCCCUCACCCUGAUGUUGUAACUGCGAAAGUGCACCACCCCCCCCCCCCUCUCAGAAAAUGAGUGAAGAACACUGCCCUUUACAGUCGUUAUCAUCAGGUGCAUUUUCGCGCGUGCUGUUUGAUGUGGAUUCCAUCCACUUCUGUCGCUGUUUUCAGCCACCUUUGCUGCCGUUGUCGUCCAUCGCAUUGCCCCAGUUCUGUCCGUUGUGUCAUUCAAUUUGGACCAAGUUCUUCCCCUCUUCUGUCUUACGUGCCUCUUUUGCGCUAGUAUUUGUGGUAACCUCUUGAUUGCAAUAAGACUGUAGGUCCUCUUUUGCGUGUGUCAAUUCAGUUUCCCUUGCGAAACCGCGUGGGUGCUAAGCCACCCACAACUUUUCCACUUCUCUUUCUCGUGCGGACAACAACGAUGACAAGCCUGCCGGUUGCGGAACUUUUACACAUUUUGUGCCGAUUGCCAAUCGGUGUUCUGCGCUCUAGAACGGUGAUAAUUCAAGCAUUUCCAUUCUACCAUAAUGUGUGAAUUCAAAUAUUCUCAGCAAUAAUUUCAAAAUGUUUCAUCACACACUUUUACAGUAGAGUACAAUAUAUAUUUUUUCAGUGUAAAUAGUUGUGAUCCAUGUCAUAGCUGAUACAGUACGUAUACGACUACUGGACAUGUUCUUCGCUGGGAACGUCGGUACACUGUUUUUCGUUCUUGAGUUUUCCAAAGGCAUUCCAUCCUGUUCCUGUCAAAAGUUUUUUUCUUGCUUUUGAUUGAAAAUAUUGUACAUUUAAUACAUUAUAACAUGCUGCCUUAAGCCAUUAGUGCACAUACAUAAUUGUCAGUUAUGUCAUUAACAGAGGUAAUGCAUUUGUUUUUGCAUCACUGUCUAUACUAAAGUCCCUAAAAUCGAAUUAAUAUUCCGAUGGAUGUUUUGUUAAGAAAUACAUUAAUAACCCCGGAUGUACGUCGUCUCCUUUUUAUGUCGUUUCGUAAACAUGUCGUAACUUGAUUAAUACCACUACCAGAUUUGCAUAGCCUCAAACCACACAUCAUUGGCAGCAUCGUCCGACGUUUCUAUCACCUCUCAGCCUUCCCCUCCACCUACCCUAGAAAUCGCCUUGAUUUACGUCGUUUCGAUAUUCGCUGUUGCACCUUUCAGGAACGCACCCUCGACGUAAACCAGGUUACUGCUUUACCUUCUUGAAGUGAAUCCCAGCAAACAUGCAACCUUGCGCCAAGGCUGGCACGGAGUUGAAACCAUUGGACCAAUGUUGGCCCAACGUUCCAUAUUGACUGGGAUGCUUGUCCCGCAUAUUUGUGGUGACUAUUUUAUUGUUUGAAAUUAUUCAAUAAAUGCUGAUGGGGGAAAAAAAAAGACUUUACCGUUCAUACUCUGAGGAAUGAAGAGAUUCAAUACCGUGAAGGACGAGCUGGUAGCAGCGAUUAACCUCUCUUGGGGCGAGGCUCAAACAAGUUGGCAAGGACAGGAAGAAGUGGAAACUCAUUGCGACCUCGUAUCCCAUCGGGGAUCAAGAGGAUUAACUAACUUAUACUCUCGGGUCAUGGGUCAGUUUCUGAACAUGGCUCAUUCAGUUGUUCCUCUUUGGUUCUUUCGGUAAAGUCACGUAGGUGAAAAAUAAAAAAAACAAAUAAAUGUCAAUAAAUCACGACGUUUCGGAUGCAACACAAGCGUCCGUCAUCAGGUGGGAACAAUGACAGCAAAAAAACAGUUUCUGAAAUAGGCAAAAGAGCUGCGAUUACCAGGGGGUUAUAUAAGUGAGGGGUGGGUAGCCAAGUAUAGAGAGAGGGUGCAGGGGAAAGGAGGCAAAUGAGACAUUGAGGGUCAAUGGCCUCAAGAGCAGCGGGCGGUACAUGGAGCGCCUAAGUGGCAAGAUUGGUGGGACAAGGUAAACACAUGAUUUAAUAAAUUAAGAUGUGUACACGUAAACACACAAAUUAAAAUGUUUCCAUAAAUAAACUUGCACAUUGAACAUUACUGCUGAGCCAAGAAUGUGUCCCGCGCGUGACGGCACUCCACAUGAGGCUCCCAGCGUGACGUCACUCCACAUAAGGCCCCCAGCGGACGUCACCCCACAUGAGCCCCCCCC